CGGCGCCAGAGGCUUCUAUAAAAGCCCACACAUUUCUAAAUAUUCCCUCACCAAACCUCAACGAGUACAGUUUUUAGAGUUGGCUUCAUCGUAGCAACAUGAUCGAGCAACUUCCCUCUAAUCUUGAUGCUUCUGCGGAUCCACCUACUCUCUUUGAUGGAACCACAAGGUUGUAUGUAUCCUACAUAUGCCCGUAUGCUCAGAGAACUUGGAUUACAAGGAACUACAAGGGUUUGCAAGAGAAGAUAAAAUUGGUCCCAAUUAAUCUCCAAAAUAGGCCAACUUGGUACAAGGAGAAGGUGUACCCAGGAAAUAAGGUGCCUGCUUUGGAGCAUAAUAAUGAAGUUAAAGGGGAGAGUUUGGAUUUGAUCCAAUAUAUUGAUGAAAAUUUUGAAGGCCCGAAGUUGCUUCCUAAAGAUCCUAUAAAGCAAGAGUUUGCCACCGAGCUGUUGAGUUACAGUGACACUUUAAAUAAAGUUAACUUCUCUGCAAUUACAUCUAAAGGGGAUGCGCGUAAUGAAAUUGGUGCUGCUUAUGAUAAGUUGGAAGAAGCUCUUGCUAAGUUUGAUGGACCAUUUUUCCUCGGUGAAUUUAGUCUGGUGGACAUUGCAUAUGCACCGUUUGUUGUUGAAAGGUUCAAGCCCUUGUUUUCAGGGAUAAAGAAUUAUGACAUCACCAAAGGGAGGCCAAAGCUAACCAAAUGGAUUGAGGAGUUGAACAAGAUUGAUGCUUAUACAGCAACUAAGCGUGAUCCGAAAGAGAUACUUGGUGGCAUUAAGAAGCGGUUUGGGAUUGAAUAAAUGUCCUCGACCCUCCUUUGCAGGUAUAAGGCAUGUGAGUCGCUGUCUUCUGCUUUAUGAAGUAUCGAUAAAUAAGUAGGGCUUGAGUGGUUUGUUUGUAUGUUGUAUAAAUGUAUAAUAAGUGAGUAUCAAGUAGUGGUUUCUGUUUUUUAAUUAUUUUUUAAUUCUACACUCUGGGUGCUGUUAUGUAAUGCUUCAUCCAUGUACUUGUGUUGAUACUGGUUUAAUUAAGAUUGUUGUUAUCUACA
Molecule: messenger RNA, 1048 nt
Organism: Asparagus officinalis (garden asparagus)
Lineage: Eukaryota; Viridiplantae; Streptophyta; Magnoliopsida; Asparagales; Asparagaceae
Product: protein IN2-1 homolog B-like
Exons: 12
Coding region: 99-800 (233 amino acids)
Molecular function (GO): glutathione transferase activity
Source: RefSeq, a predicted model, not a curated record